AUUCUAUUUAUAAUUUUAUAUAUUAUAUCAAAUUGUGAGUAUUAUCAUAAACGAGAAAAAAUUGUUGUAUUAAGUCUAUUCUAAAAUAGUCGUACCGUACCAUAAGGUCAUAAAGCUGUAAACCGCGAUUGUACGUUCCAUUUCUACCAAUUAAGUUUAAAGCGCAUUAUAGCUUUACGGCUAUUGUAGACCAGACUUUAUACUAAUCAUAAUUUGAUUUGAAAUUACGCAAAGAAUAUUUGAUUGUUUUUUUCUUUGACAAUUGUUAUUAAAAAAUAAAAAAAUAUGAUAUGUUUCGAAUUCUAUUUAUACAGAAAACAUGUGAACAAGCAAGACGCAUGAAAUACGCGCCGUAUAAAUAUCCGUGAAUUGUAAAUGACAUAAACCUAUUGUCAUAUUUAACAAUCCACGUGACAGUCUUGGUUUCGGAAGCAAGUUAGAAUACUUGUUUAUUAACUGUGAACGUAAGAAAUAACCUUGCUUAUAUGUAAAAUCUGUCAGUUAUGAAAAAUAAAUAUGCUCGUGCCGAUGCAUUGGAAAAAAUGAUUUAAACUAAAAUGUUACUUGAGUAAAUCUUCAAAUUGCUUUUUAUUUAAUUAAAAAAAAUUUGAUAUGCUACAGAUUCUUCGAUAAAAGUUCGUUAUGUACCAUAUCAUAUUUAACAUGGUACAUGUUAAAUAUAAUAUGGUACAUGACAGAAUAUUUUCUUUGCUCUUUUCUCAUAUGCCACAACUUACAUUAAAUAUUUCUUUUACGUUUACGAAGUUUAUUUUUUAUAAUGCAAGCGGAUAUUAUUAUUAUUAUUAUAAUUGUGGACAACAUCGGAACUGAUGUUAUUAUUAAAGAAUUCUCCAUAAUAUACUUUUAUUUUACAUGUAUUUCUCAAUAAAUGUCAUGUUAUUUUUAGCAACCCAAUUACGUCAAAUAUAAUUUGAUAUAAAAUUAUAAAUAGAAUUCUGUCCCAAAUUGUAGAUCGCUUAAAGUGGGCUAAAAGCUUGAAACUUUAUAAAAACUGAAAGAUUUGAAAUUUAUAUAUAGAAUAUUCGAGUGUUUUUUUUCUUUGACAGUUAAAUUAUUAAAUCUGUCGCAAAUUAUAGAUCGUGUAAAGCGAGCUUAAAGCGAGGUCGGAUUGCCGAAUUACCAAUUCGAAACGCAUGCAAGUCUUUUGCUCUACAAACGUCACCACUUUUUAUAUAUGUAUACGCAAGCCUGGCCCGUUUCUACACAGGGCAAGAAGCAGCUCGCGGUUCAGGAGAGGCAGAGGAAACGACGGAACAGCCGACACAUGUAGCAUUCGGGCAUCAGUAUAAUGAAGCCGUCCAUGAAAAUGGGAGUGAUCGCCUUGAUAGGGAUCUGCGUAGUCUUUUAUCAAUAUCACCUGUCCACCGGGGUUACUUUUGAUCAAGUAACGGCCUUCAAUGCCGAUACUUCCGCGGAUGACGCUGGGGAUUUGCCGGGCGAGGAGGGUGACAGCAAAACCCCAAGGCUCGCCGAGGAAAUGAUUCGAUACGCUGUGUACCGAGUACAAAUUACGAACGGCCUGAGUCCGGAAAUAAGCUCGAUGCUCGUGCAGGAGCUUAUCAAUCAGUUAAGCAAAAAUGUCUCGGUGGCCUCCAGAAAUAAUUUCAAGUCUUCGCCGCAAUCGCACCCCCUGGCGACGGUGGUACAUAAGGCGGUAACGUCGUCUCGUCCGUCGCCCCCUCCCGAGGAAUCGUCCGAGGAACCCCUGUAUAUCAUCACGCCCACAUAUCGAAGACCCGAACAGAUUCCCGAGCUUACGAGGUUGGCCCAUACCUUGAUGUUGAUAAAAAAUGUACAUUGGCUCGUCAUCGAAGACGCUACCGUCGCCACCAAGCAAGUUACCACGUUAUUGGAAAGAACGGGCCUGAAGUUCGAUCAUUUAAUCGCUCCGAUGCCGGAGAAGUACAAGCUCAAGAAGGGCGCCAAGCCGCGAGGGGUGUCGAACAGAAAUCGCGGUUUGCAGUGGAUCAGAGCGAACGCCACGAGAGGUGUGUUCUACUUCGCCGACGAUGACAAUACAUACGAUAUUGAACUUUUCGACGAGAUUCGCAAAACGAAGACGGUGUCGAUGUUCCCAGUGGGACUGUGCACCAAGUUCGGGCUGAGUUCGCCGAUUCUGAAGAACGGCAAGUUCGCCGGGUUCUACGACGGUUGGGUGGCCGGCCGAAAGUUCCCGGUUGACAUGGCCGGGUUCGCCGUGAGCGUUAGCUUCCUGCAGCAACGGCCGAACGCCACCAUGCCGUUCCGCGCGGGAUACGAGGAGGACGGCUUCCUGAAGAGCCUGGCGCCGUUCGAGCCGCGGGACGCCCAGCUGCUCGCGGACAAUUGCACCAAGGUGCUCGCCUGGCACACGCAGACGAAGAAAAACGAGCCGAGCGCGCCGCUGGACAUGAAGCUUUACGGCGCGACGAACCUGGUGAAGCUCAAGCAGCAGAUCGUAUGAUGUCGGCAGGGACAACGAAGAUGCGUGGACUCAAACCUGAAUCUUGUGUGUAAUCCCGCCCCUCCUUCGCACUAGUUCAUCGGUGUCACUCCAGGGGAAUUCCUAGGUGCGGAAAACUGUGCGAUUCAGUGCCUAAAAGUAUAUUAUAUCCUCUCUCCCACGGCGAGAGCGGGAAAACCGUUAUUACCUUUAAGCAUAGCCGGUAAAACGAGUCGUUUUUUUAUCAGCUUUUACACACAUCCGCAACAAGUAGCUCGCCUCGAAGACGGUCCGCCCUUGCUCCGAGAAAGGAUACCGCGACGGGGAAAGAGAAUAAAGUAGGAUUCCCGGGGCAACGCUACGACCGCAGCGACUCGAUUCAAUGCAGUGAUAGAAAUUUACGCGUAGAGUUCGGAACCGUCUGUUACCUGUUACCUUUUUGGCAUUUCCGCUUUCGCGCGCGCCACGUGAAACGACGUAAACGCGAAAAGAAAGGUGAAUUUCCAUAUGAAUAAUACUAAUCGAUGCAUACAGCGCGAUAGGGUGGGAAUGGUGUUCGUUAGUUAUGAAAAUAAAAAAAAAAGAAAAACAUUUAUGCGAUUUCGAAACAUCUCUGACGCGUAUAAAUGGCGAAGUCGCACACCGCGUAGUUCAACGACCAAAGAAAGCAAACGAGUCACUCGCUGUAACGUUACAAGCUCUUACACUUACUUUAUUCUAUCUGAGGGACACGUUCCUAAAUUCUAUAAAUAGAUCUAUUCCAUUCUAUUACAUUCUAUUCCAUAGCGAAGUCCAUUCCUAAACUUGCUCUAGUACGACGCGAGAUCAAAGAUGAUUCGAUCAAAGAGUGAAAAUGUAUCCGGGCGAUCUCACGCCCCUUAAAUUCACGCUGAUCGAUCUCCCGAUGAUAAACCUGACUCGUUGCUCGUUAAUCUAAUUAUCAAGUAUAAUGUUUAACGAUCGUCGUUUAAUCCUGUCCCGCCUCUUUUACGCGAUUAGCAAGCAUAGGCGAUUACGAGUUAAAGAGUUAGAGCAAGUCUCUUAAUAAGAAUUCCUCGUAGCUCUGAAAGGUUCCGAAAAAGAGAAGAUAAAUCUUUAAAAGCCGAAUCACGAAAAUCGAAAUAUAAAUCUCGAGCUUUGUCGCCAAUUGUAUUAGAGAAAUUAUCAUUUACGCGAAAAUAUGAAAAUUUGCACAGAUAUUUCCAAUCGAUAGAUAUCAGGUUGAAAUGCACGAGAUAUCUUUGACUUAUACUUUAUUUAGCUUUCAGCAUGAAUCAGCAUUGAAAAAAUACCAAAUAUGCGCGUUAUCGCAACUUAGUCCGAAGAAAUUUUUCAGAUUUUUAAAAGAACCUCAUUGCUUUUGACAACUGAAUAUCAAUGCCUAUACGUGACGAGUGUCACUCGCCGAAACGAGCAUCUUCUCUUGCAUCAUAUUUGACUGAAUAGAGAAUACUUUUUAAUUCUCGAGAUUUGCGCUGCUCUUUCAUUUUCGUUAACACGUUAAGCGCCGAGUUGAUUGUGCUAACUUUUCUGUUUAUGCCGCCAUCGGUUCGCCGAUUUUGAAUUCUUCGUACCAAGUUAUUUAAAAUAAAAUUUUUUAAUAGCAAGGUGAUGUUUUUUAGGGUGUUGCGCAUUUCAUACCGACAGUCGUCGAUAAUCGACGCGGCCUGAACGAAAAGUUUACUGUCAUGGCGCUCACCGUUGUUAAUUAUGUAACCUAUUUAUUUCAUCGUAAUGCCGUUCACGAAGUUAUGAACAAAAUAGCGAAUUAUAAUCAAAUAGACGAGCGUUUCCGUUACCUAUGUACUUGCGUGCAUGUGCGUAGAAAAUCUGUACUUCCUAGAAAGGAAUACAACAUUUAAAGUUAUACAUACAUUUGAUUAUUCUUGCACAAUAUACUUCGCGCGAGUUAGGUAGUAUUAAAAAAAAGCUAGGAAAUAAGAAAAGUGUGCACUGACAAUGAGUGCGAAAUCCAAAGAAUUCGUUUCGAUUGCCUGCCGACGGCAUCGGAAUAGUCAGACUAUCGAAUUACGAUCGUACAGUGGAAUCUUAAUAAUUCCGAACGUUUUCAUUCCUAAUUUAACAUAUCACUAUAAAAAUUCAACCAACAUUAGAUCAAAUAUACAACUUUACGUAA
This is a messenger RNA of Solenopsis invicta (red fire ant), 4580 nucleotides long. It is a transcript of the gene GlcAT-P, whose product is annotated as galactosylgalactosylxylosylprotein 3-beta-glucuronosyltransferase P. Gene Ontology annotation, molecular function: galactosylgalactosylxylosylprotein 3-beta-glucuronosyltransferase activity. Gene Ontology annotation, cellular component: Golgi membrane. The record is from RefSeq and is a predicted model, not a curated record. Gene Ontology annotation, biological process: chondroitin sulfate proteoglycan biosynthetic process; carbohydrate metabolic process. The coding region runs from base 1310 to 2464 and encodes 384 amino acids. NCBI's taxonomy places the organism in Eukaryota, Metazoa, Arthropoda, Insecta, Hymenoptera, Formicidae. The transcript is spliced from 6 exons.